This is a messenger RNA of Mercenaria mercenaria, 1070 nucleotides long. RefSeq names its product eukaryotic translation initiation factor 2 subunit 1-like. Gene Ontology annotation, molecular function: translation initiation factor activity; ribosome binding; RNA binding. Lineage: Eukaryota; Metazoa; Mollusca; Bivalvia; Venerida; Veneridae. The record is from RefSeq and is a predicted model, not a curated record. Gene Ontology annotation, cellular component: multi-eIF complex; eukaryotic translation initiation factor 2B complex; eukaryotic translation initiation factor 2 complex.
UUUUCGUCUAAAAAUAACCCGAGAAAUCCCAAACAAGGAACUCCGAUUUGCACACGUCCACGUUCAACACAUGUAAAACUGGAAUAGAAAGGAAUUGAUAAUUUUCUCUUGUUGCUCUAAAUUUUAAUUGUGAUCGAAUAAAAAAAAGUUGCACACCUUGAAAAAGUAGAACAAUGGUGUUAUCGUGUAGGUUUUACUCUAAUCGUUUUCCGGAGGUGGAAGACGUGGUGAUGGUAAAUGUACGAUCAAUUGCUGAAAUGGGUGCAUAUGUUCACCUGCUGGAGUACAAUAACAUCGAGGGCAUGAUACUGCUAAGUGAACUCUCAAGGAGACGUAUCAGAUCUAUCAACAAACUUAUUCGAGUUGGAAGAAACGAAUGUGUGGUUGUCAUCAGAGUGGACAAAGACAAAGGUUACAUAGAUUUGUCAAAACGCAGAGUUUCACCAGAGGAAGUUGUAAAGUGUGAGGAAAGGUUCGCAAAGGCCAAAGCUGUAAACAGUAUACUACGUCAUGUUGGGGAAUUGUUGGGCUAUAAAAAUGAUUCACAGUUAGAUGAUCUCUACAAGAAAACUGCUUGGCAGUUUGAUGAGAAAUUUAAGAAACCAACUGCCUGCUAUGAGGUCUUCAAACAUGCAGUCACGUAAAAUCCAGAACGUUUAGAUGAAUGUGACAUAGAUGAUAAAAACGAAGGCAAGUUUUGUUAAAAACAUCAAACGAGAUUAACACCUCAGCCUGUAAAAAUUAGGCCAGAUAUAGAAGUAGCAUGUACAAACUAUGAAGGUGUUGAUGCAGUAAAACGAGCACUGAAAAAAGGUCUGGAAUUAUCUACAGAGGCAAUGCCAAUAAAAAUAAACCUCAUAGCACCUCCACAAUAUGUGGUCACAACACAAACGUUAGAGCGUACAGAUGGUUUAAACACGCUCAACUCAGCAUUACAGGCAAUUAAAGCUAGUAUAGAAGAGGCCGGGGGAAUGUUCAAUAUCCAAUUACAGGUAAGAUCUGAAUAAAUAAAAGACAUGAAAUUGUCAAAAGUAGAACUGAUUAUAUCAAUCUGAUGGUUCAAGUUGCUA